ACCGCAAAUAGUAAUACCGAUACGGCUACGUUACGGUGUGGUAGGAACCAACAGAUACCGAGCAGCAAUACGGAAUACGGUAGCGGCUGGCCCCCUUUGACCGUAACAGGAUACUCUAUGCUGAUGUAGGAGUUCUCUGGCCUGCCCCUCUUUCACCUAGGUGAGGGCACGUCUCGAUCAGACGACAGCCACCCUCCCACGCCGACUUCUUGGGACUGCGGAACACCCUGAUUCCGGUCUGAUCCAGUAUUUGCCCGUCUGGCUGUCCACAGCUAUGCGCUAAAAGGGUAUACUCAACUCGAAGUGGCACGCACGUACACCACAAGAUGUCUGCCAAAGGCAAAGACCGGGCCGCACAGGGGGAUGUCGCCGCGAGUACGCCUACGAAUCCGAGAGGUAUUCCCACCGCCCCGUUCGUCGAUAAGGUCGAGGACUACGUGACCUCGAGGGAGGACGUCCAAUCUACCCUGCGCAGCUUCCAGGAGAUGAUCUCGAAAUACCAGUUUAUGGAGCUCAACCUACAGCGGAGGAUCGCCGGGCUCAAGGACAAGAUGCCCGACAUACAAAAGACGCUAGAGACGGUGCAGUUCCUGAAGACGCGGACGGCGGACUCGGAGCCGAUCGAGACGACAUUCGAACUUAGCGACACGCUGUACGCCAAGGCGUCGAUACCACCUACCGAGGAGGUCUACCUAUGGCUCGGGGCGAACGUGAUGCUGGCGUACCCCAUCGACGAAGCCGAGACGCUCCUCACGACCAAGCUGUCGGCGGCGAGACAGAGCCACGCCAACUGCGAGGAGGACCUGGAUUUCCUCCGGGAGCAGAUCACGACGAUGGAGGUGGCGAUCGCGAGGGUGUACAACUGGGACGUGAUGCAGAAGCGGAAAGAAAAGGCGGACGAGGAGCGUAAAGGGAAGGGAGAGGCGGACGGGGACGGGCAGCCGAACGGGUGAAAGGGGGAUCCCGUCGCGCUCGCGUUGUCGUGCAUGGGUGUGGAGAGACGAUUGCCCGGCAGGUUACUUAAGGUAGGUAGUAGCGAGCUACCUGUAGCCAAGCGGUGUUACCGUUAGACUCAACGACUGUUGGAUGUUCGUUGUGCGGAGUACUCGAAUAAUAGCCUAAGUGCUCGAGCGACCUGCCUAGGCAUUUAUUACUGACUCUCUGCUUUGCCGGGCAUACAAUCUGUCUCGAAAAACGUGGUCGGGGAGAGGGUGACGAGAGAGAGAGAGAGAUGCAGACCUUACCUACAGGUGCGGACGAGAUGGACGUCUUAUGCACCAACUACGCCGGCUUUCCGUCACGUCGAGGCUGUCUAACCGUUGCGCGGCCGUUCGUCUGGAGCGUGACGCAAUCCGUUGAGCAGGGCGCCGCCGGUGGGUUUUGGCGAAGAGUGGUAUUUUUCAGCAGUAGAUACCUGCUGCCACCUUGCAUCUAGCCAGAUAUGAACAUAGGGGAGGGCAUUCAUCGUAUCCGCAUGUAGGUAAGGUAGUAAGUAGUAGGGUCUUGCUCCUUUUUGGCCUCCCGCUCGCCCCGCAGCUUCACGCCUGGGUCUUGUCGCGCGUUUCGAUAGCAGCUCCGGGGUAGAAAUGAAAUCUCGUAUGGCUUCGAGCGGUGGCAUGGGCCUGGGAAACUAUAUUGGCAUCGCCGGUCUGGGCGCGGAUCAGGGAUGUUCGGGG
This is a messenger RNA of Durotheca rogersii, 1676 nucleotides long. RefSeq names its product Prefoldin, subunit 3. NCBI's taxonomy places the organism in Eukaryota, Fungi, Ascomycota, Sordariomycetes, Xylariales, Xylariaceae. The coding region runs from base 327 to 953 and encodes 208 amino acids. Gene Ontology annotation, molecular function: tubulin binding. Gene Ontology annotation, cellular component: prefoldin complex; cytoplasm. The record is from RefSeq and is a predicted model, not a curated record. The transcript is spliced from 7 exons. Gene Ontology annotation, biological process: protein folding; tubulin complex assembly; microtubule-based process.